Molecule: messenger RNA, 2412 nt
Organism: Heteronotia binoei (common prickly gecko)
Lineage: Eukaryota; Metazoa; Chordata; Lepidosauria; Squamata; Gekkonidae
Product: tetratricopeptide repeat protein 5-like
Molecular function (GO): protein binding
Source: RefSeq, a predicted model, not a curated record
UGUCCUCCUGGCCUUUAGAUGUCCUCGCAGGUGCGUCGGGUCUCUGGUUGCAGGGAAGGAAAUCUCAGGAAGAGGAGGAGGGUGGGCAAAAAUCAUGGCCGAGGAAGAAGAAGAUAACCCGCAGGCUCGGCAAAGCCUACAGGAGCUAGUUGACCAGCUGUACCAUUUCCGAGACCAUUACUUUGAGAGCCACAGUGUAGAGGAUGCUGGGAAAAAGCAGCAGGAUGUGCGGGAGGAGAUGGAGAAGACUCUGAAGGCGAUGGAAACAAUAGAAGGCCUGCAGCAGGGACAAGCCCACACACUGAUGCUGAAAGGGAAAGCUCUGAAUGCGUCUCCAGAUUACAGCGCCCAAGCUGAAGAGCUGCUCUCCAAAGCGGUCAAGUUGGACCCAGAGCUGGUCGAGGCCUGGAAUCAGUUAGGGGAAGUUUACUGGAAAAAGGGUGACGUCCCUGCUGCGCAUACCUGCUUCUCUGGAGCCCUGAGCCAUUGCAAAAACAAGGUGUCCUUGCAGAACCUCUCUAUGGUGCUACGGCAGCUGCGCACCACCUCCGCCGACGAGCACGCGCAGAACGUCAUGGAUAGCGUGCGGCAGGCCAAGCUGGCCGUGCAGAUGGACGUGCGUGAUGGCCGCUCCUGGUAUGUCCUGGGCAACGCCUACCUCUCUUUGUUCUUCAACUCAGGACAGAAUCCCAAGAUCUCUCAGCAGGCACUGAGUGCCUACGCUCAAGCAGAGAAAGUGGACCCCACGGCCUCGUGUAAUCCUGACCUGCACCUCAAUCGAGCCACGCUCUAUAAGUAUGAAGAAAACUACACGGCGGCUCUGGAGGGUUUUGCGCAGGCCGGAGCCCUCGACCCAGCUUGGCCAGAACCACGUCAACGGAAGCAACACCUUGUCGAUUUCCUGGAGAGGCUCACCAGCCUCCUUGAAAAUAAGGGAAAGGUGAAAGGGAAGAGGCUGCAAAGCAUGCUGGGAAGCCUGCGUCCCUCUCAGCUAGGCCCCUGUGGGGAUGGACGUUACCAGGGCCCUUCGGGUCAGAAGGUGGAGCUGAAGCAGCGGCCCCUGAACACCCUGAGGGCUGGGGUUAACCCAGGCACUGUGGUGCUGGGAAAAGUUCUCUUCAGCCUGACCACAGAGGAGAAGGUGCCUUUCACUUUUGGCUUGACGGACUCCGCUGAGGGCUCCUGUUUUGCUGUGACCGUUUACAACAUGGCCCAAAGCUGGGGGGUUCUGAUUGGGGACUCGGUGGCUAUUCCCGAGCCUCACCUUCGGCACCAUCACAUCCAGCAUCAAGGCAAGACAUUCGCCUUCUCGAGCAUCCGUGUGGAGACCCCCCUGCUGCUGGUGGUGAAUGGCAAGGUGCAGGGAUCCCAGAGCCAGGCUGCUGCCACGGUGGCUUACCAGGCACAGAGUGAAUGACUGGGGUGGGUGGGGGGAGGAAUGAAGGUGCGCCUCCCCUCACUGCCUAUCUAGCAGAGUUUGCCUUCUGGCCUGUAUUGAGGGUGGCACUUAGCAGACCGAGACGAACCGUGACUUAGGAUAAUGGCGCUGGUUGUGUCUCCUGUUUGGGCAUUGUAGAGCUGAAGGGAAGAGAUGGGGGAAGGAAAUGCCGUUUGAGCGUGUGCUCCGCCUGGAGAAUAGCUUUGCUCGGCUCCUCGAAAGCAUUCCAGUCCUGCCUGUGCUUGGAUUGACCAUUUUGAACAAAACAAGGCUUUAUCGGUCAGGAAAAAAAAAAGAGAGAGGGGGCCUGUGAUGCCCCUCCUUGUCUGUUCUUUCAAAGUCAUGCUAGGUGUGACGUUGAGGAUCUGCAGUCAGAUCCCCAAAUACGUAGCUGAGCCUUAAAAAUCAGCUGCAGCAGGUCCUGAAUGAAGUCACCAUUUAAAAACCAAAAACCCUGUGUGAUUUCCCAUGUCAGACUUCCUGGAAGGGAAAAGCAGCAGCCAAGAGAAGAUGCCUUUCAUAUUUCCCCUGCCUGGGGAAGGUGGACGGUGAUGGUUUCCAGGGUGUGUGGCCUAAUAUGCAAAGGAGGUCCUGUUACCAAAAAAGGCCUGAGGGUUUUGAUUAGGGGAAAUAGCUGCAGCUUUCCAAGGGAAUCCAGUGAUUCCCAAGCUAGCAUUUGCCCUCAGACUUCUCCCACUUUCAAGACAUUGUUUUAGUCUUCACUGUUGGAGGCCAGUUGCUCACUCCGGUUCAGUUGAGUUUGGGCCCUUCAAAUCCUUGGGCUCGAAGCCUUUUGCAAAACCCUGAUUGCUUAAGGUCUGUUAUCCUCGUGUGUGAGUGAAUGCGUGUGUGUAUAUAUGUAUAGGAGAUAACCCGUAUUUAUUUGGCAAAAGUUUGAGUUCGCUUUUGUAAGGUUUUUUAAUACAUUUUUCAGACUGUUCUCCCUAGGCAAUAAAUAUUUGUUUUUUGCCCUC